UCACUGUGGUUCAAGAACGAUGCACUUGGCGCCUCGCUUGAGUGGCCACGCAGAUAUUCUCCGCAGAGUCGACAGCUUUUCCACAGCCCUGGCCCUACACCAUCUCGCCCAAACUGGCCGCAUACAGAGCGGGUCAGCUGGCAAACGCCGACAAGUCAUCAUCUUUUCAGAGACGUGGGUUCAAGGUGCGCUAGUCCCACGAUUGGCGCAACAACUCCCGCGCGUCCAACACAACACGACACGCCAUCGUUCAACCCUUUCUACUUGCUCUAAUUCUGGCUUCCCAUACUAUACUAGCUCUGCCGGAUACUAGCCAAAGGCAUUCAGCCUGCCUCCAGCCGUCAUGUCUCUCCAGACCGCGGCAGACGUGCCUCUCAUCAUCAAGUCUCCCAACUCGUCCUCUGAGCGUCGCAUAUCUCCGUCCUGGACCAUCGCUCAACUCAAGACACGUCUGGAGCCCAUUACCGGCGUGCCAGCAAGCUGCCAGCAGUUGUCCAUACGCGUAGGCUCCCAAGAUGCCGUUCCCCUCACCGCGCCCGAUGAAGAGCAGACUCGUCUUGCAGCGUUUCCGCUGCAGCCAUACGCGGAGAUAGGCGUCGUCGACACACGUCCACCUGCUGCGCGAGUUGACUUUACGGAUCUCUCGGCUGUCGACAAGUAUGAGAUGCCACCUGCCGAGUACGAGUCUCUGACAGACAGUGUUCUCGCCUGGAAGAAAUCUAAAAAGCUUGGUCGAUUCGACCCCAACGCUGGCAGCAUCGAACAACAGAAGAUUCGAGCUUCGGAGCGAGAGGUUGAAGAAAGAGGAUUGACGCUCUCGUCUCGUGUUCGUCUACUCCCCGAUUCCGACGCCCGUCGAGGCACAGUAUCCUACAUUGGUCUUGUGCCCGAGAUCCCAGGCAUAGGCUCGUGGAUUGGUGUCACACUUGACGAGCCAACAGGUAAAAACGAUGGCACGGUCAAGGGUAAACGAUACUUUGAGUGUGGCAAUAACUGCGGCGUCUUCGUUCGGCCAGAGCGAUGUGAGGCUGGAGACUUCCCGCCCCUCGAUUUGGGCGACGAGGAUAUGGAGGAGCUCUAGGAUGGUGUCAUCGGAGAGGUUAUAGUGGGCUAGGCGAAAAUGAAUGAGCAAAAAUAGAAUCUCGUGGGCAAUCAGACUAUCUUUUCUGGUAUUGCUCGAGCCAAAAAAGUAUGUGUGGCAUCUGGGUCUUGCAGAUUCACGGUUCAGGGCACUCAUUAUACUGUUCGUUGAGGAACAUAAAAGUAGCUUAUGCCUAGCAAAGCCCCAUCAUGGAAGCCACGAAUGUAGAAAAGAAUUCACGAU
This is a messenger RNA of Cucurbitaria berberidis CBS 394.84, 1324 nucleotides long. RefSeq lists its product as uncharacterized. Gene Ontology annotation, cellular component: microtubule plus-end; cytoplasm; nucleus. The transcript has 3 exons. Gene Ontology annotation, molecular function: microtubule plus-end binding; alpha-tubulin binding. Lineage: Eukaryota; Fungi; Ascomycota; Dothideomycetes; Pleosporales; Cucurbitariaceae. Gene Ontology annotation, biological process: cytoplasmic microtubule organization; tubulin complex assembly; post-chaperonin tubulin folding pathway. Bases 344 to 1081 code for a protein of 245 amino acids. The record is from RefSeq and is a predicted model, not a curated record.